GCUCUUUCUCAUCAUUUCCAUAAAUCUGAAAAAUGGUGGAGGAAAUGCUAAUGGUUUACUUACAUUACACACAAUGAUAGCUUGUGAAGACAAACAGAAGCAAUGAUCAAGUCCCCUAACCAAAAUUUCCUUCGUUUUCCUCACUCUAGCAUUCACUUAUCCCACAUUCCCAAAUGCACGUUCGUACCCUACAUCUCUACCAAAUCCCAAAUCCACUUUUUCUCCUCAUUGCCACCGGGUGGCUCCAAAACCUUCCGAACCAUUGCCCCAAAAUCCCGGUGCCAGCACGGUCCCCUGUUCGCAAAACGGGUCGGGCUUUUGGCAUCAAUUAUACCCGGUGGAAGCUGGUGGGCCUUGCCGGAGCUCCGGGAAGACGGCGUGGAGCCAACGACGGCCUUGAUUGCUCUCCGGCGAAUAUGGGAAUUGGUCGCCGAUGAGCGAUGGGCCGCGUUUGUGGCGGUUGGGUCUCUUGUAAUUGCUGCUCUUUCAGAGAUCUCCAUACCAAGUAUAUUGGCAGCAUCAAUAUUUUCAGCACAGAGUGGUGAGACUGUGGCGUUCUCUAGGAAUGCACUGUUUUUACUUCUUUUGUGCUUAACUUCAGGGAUAUGCAGUGGCCUACGAAGUGGCUGCUUUGGAAUUUUGAAUGUAACCUUGGUAAAGCAUCUACGAGAAAACUUAUAUGCAACAAUUCUUUUUCAGGACAUCUCCUACUUUGAUAAAGAAAGAGUUGGUGACUUGACAAGCAGGCUCACAGCAGAUUGUCAACGGUUAUCCCAUGUGAUAGGAAAUGAUCUUCAGCUCAUAUUACGCAACACUUGUCAGGGAACUGGAGCAAUACUUAAUUUGAUGGUUUUAUCUUGGCCUCUAGCAUUAUCUGCCUUGGUGAUUUGUUGUAUUUUAUCUGCAAUUUUCAUUGUUUAUGCACAGUAUCAGAGAAAGGCAGCAAAGUUAAUCCAAGAUUUCACGGCUUGUGCAAAUGACGUUGCUCUGGAAACACUUUCUUCAAUAAGAACUGUACGAGCUUAUGGAACACGAAAACGAGAAUUUGGAAGGUACAAGCAGUGGCUACAAAGCUUGGCAGUUGUAACUCUUCGAGAGAAUAUGGCUUCAGGGUUCUGGGACCUAAUAUUUAGCAGCUUAUAUCGUUUUAUGCAGAUAUUUGCAGUGCUGUUGGUAGGUUUGUCUGUUCUCAGAAGUCAUGUAACUGUGGAACAACUCACCAAGUAUGUACUAUACUGUGAGUGGUUGAUUUAUGCAACUUGGAGGAUGACAAACAGCUUAACAUCAUUGCUGCAGUCCAUUGGAGCAUCUGAACAAAUAUUCCAACUGAUUAAUCUUUUGCCCAGUGAUCAAUUCUUAGCGAAAGGUGUGAAAUUGCACAGGUUAGCAGGUCAUAUUCAGUUUGCAAAUGUAUCCUUUUAUUAUCCUGCAAGGACUAUGAUGCCUGUUCUAGAACACUUGGACUUCUCCAUAGAGGAAAAUCAAGUCGUUGCCAUUGUUGGUCUGAGUGGUAGUGGGAAGAGCACAUUACUCAACCUUUUGCUUCGUCUCUAUGAGCCUAGUAGUGGUCAGAUAUAUAUCGAUGGAUUCCCUCUUAAAGAGUUGGAUAUUCGUUGGCUGCGUCAGAACAUUAGUUAUGUUGCACAGGAAUCCCAUCUCUUUCAUAUGGACAUCAAGUCAAACAUAAAGUAUGGUUGCCCCGGGAACAUAAAACAAGAAGAUAUUGAACGGGCGGCGAAAAAGGCCUAUGCCCAUGAUUUCAUUUCUUCUCUUCCUAAUGGAUAUGAAACCCUUGUUGAUGACAAUGCACUCAGUGGCGGACAAAAGCAGCGAAUUGCCCUCGCCAGAGCCAUUCUUAGGGACCCUGUUAUAAUGAUACUUGAUGAAGCAACCAGUGCUCUAGAUUCUGAGAGUGAGCAUUAUAUCCAGGAGUCGCUGUAUGCGUUAAAAGAUGAAUCUAAAACAAGAACCAUCAUUAUCAUAGCUCAUAGGCUUUCUACUGCAAAAGCUGCUGAUAAGAUCUUUGUUAUGGAUGAUGGUGGCAUCAUUGAGAUGGGAGAUCAUGAAGAGCUUAUGCUCAAGGAUGGGCUCUAUGCAAAAUUAAAUAAAAUUCAAGCAAAUAUUUUGACUUGAUUUAAUUUAAGUUUGGGUUUUCAGUGAUGAUAAAGAAUAGGACUGCAAUUUAAAGUUAAAAAAGCCUGAGGUGCGGAUUUUCAUGGAGACAGAAGCCAUCGCAUCCCCAUAAAGCUUCUACACAUCCAUUGGUGGAAACUACAACUACAUACAUCUCCAUUGCUCGAAACUUGUGAAGAAGAAAGUGGUGAUUCUUGUUGCAUCGUGCGUCACAAAAGAGGACGUAAUUGGGUUUAAAGUUUUCGCCAUUCAGGAAGGAAGGAUGUCAAUCUCACAUAUAAUGAAGUUCAACUACAAGUAGCAAGAUACUCCACUAGAUGACAGAUAUCCACAUUUAGUGUUGUACGCGUGCAACUAGAUGCUUUGAUGGCCGCUGGGUGAUAUGGAUUCCUUAGAAGAAUUUUGGGUUGAAUCACUUGUAAUCAUUACCAAAAAAAUGUCCACUUGCUUCGAAUUUCCUAACAGAUUAUGUUAUUAUCCUAAUCGCACUCUUCAUUUAUUCUCGUUAUACAGCUUAGUUUGCAGAUACAAUAACAAAAACAGAGCACUUGAAAACAACAAAUUGAAUAUGAAAAAACAAACCCUGCUUCAAAGUACAUAAUAAUACUAUAGCUUGAAAAUGUGACGGCUUCUUAAGAAUUGAGCUUAAGUCUACCUCAAUCUUAAGAAGAAUCUUAACCUUUUUUACCAAUAUUGGGUUACUAGGCGUCAGUGGGUGGAAGCUCUUUGUCUAGGGCUUCUGCGGAGAAAUCUCCAGGCUGUGGAACUUGCUGAUGAGGCAUUCCUUUUGGUUUUUCCCUUUCUUCCGCCAUGCCACUGUUGCUUCCCUCUUUCUCAUUCAUCUCUUCGUUCCUUCUCACAACUGUUUCUGGCUCAUCAUCAACUACACCUUUCACCUCUUUACGACCGCAUGCGAAUGGCUUUGGAGGGUUGUCCGUGUUCUUGUUCAUUUUUUGAACCACCUGAAGUU
This is a messenger RNA of Vigna angularis (adzuki bean), 3103 nucleotides long. Its product is annotated as ABC transporter B family member 26, chloroplastic. Gene Ontology annotation, molecular function: ATP binding; ABC-type transporter activity; ATP hydrolysis activity. Gene Ontology annotation, cellular component: membrane. Lineage: Eukaryota; Viridiplantae; Streptophyta; Magnoliopsida; Fabales; Fabaceae. The transcript has 20 exons. The record is from RefSeq and is a predicted model, not a curated record. Gene Ontology annotation, biological process: transmembrane transport. Bases 103 to 2133 code for a protein of 676 amino acids.